GCGUGGGAGGAGGCGAGCUGGCAGAAGGAGAACUAUGUUACAGCCGAAGAACACUUGGAGGUCAAAGAUUCCUUCGUGACGCUCACGUGGGUACCUAGAGAGGAGAAUGACCUGGCGGACGCCUUGACGAAUCUGAACUUCGACGCAUUCGACAUGAACCUUAGAGAAGCAGUCAGUGAAGAAGACAUGGGAUGGCUGGUCCUAGAUGAGCUGAUGGAGAACAGCCGCGUUCUGUCCGAGGAGAUCAAAGCCCACAAGGAGAUGAAGCGGGCAGAGAAUAGAAAGAAGAAGCACAAAGUUCACAAAUUCUUUGGGAAUUGGGCCUCCUGA
This is a messenger RNA of Durusdinium trenchii, 330 nucleotides long. The record is from the annotation of a GenBank genome assembly. Lineage: Eukaryota; Dinophyceae; Suessiales; Symbiodiniaceae.